Messenger RNA from Calypte anna (Anna's hummingbird), 3709 nucleotides. RefSeq names its product secretion associated Ras related GTPase 1B (gene SAR1B). The coding region runs from base 241 to 837 and encodes 198 amino acids. Gene Ontology annotation, molecular function: GTPase activity; GTP binding. The record is from RefSeq and is a predicted model, not a curated record. Lineage: Eukaryota; Metazoa; Chordata; Aves; Apodiformes; Trochilidae. The transcript has 7 exons. Gene Ontology annotation, cellular component: COPII vesicle coat; endoplasmic reticulum exit site. Gene Ontology annotation, biological process: intracellular protein transport; membrane organization; endoplasmic reticulum to Golgi vesicle-mediated transport.
GGGCGGUACCGGGAGGGCGGUACCGGGAGGGCCCCGCUGGGCCGGGCGGAGCGGAACACGGCGGAGCGCUGGGCCCAGCCCCGCUGCGGGGCGUGCGAAGCAGCCGAGCCGGCCCGGAAGGAAGCGCUGCGGGGGCGGAGCGGGGCUGCAGCCGCGGGGUUGCGUGUUGGCGGUGCCGGCGGAGCGCAGCGGAGCGCCCGCACCUCGAGCUCGGCAGCGGAGGGACUAUAAGAUUCAGAUAUGUCCUUCAUAUUUGGUUGGAUUUACAGUGGUUUCAGUAGUGUAUUACAGUUUCUAGGACUGUACAAGAAAUCAGGCAAACUAGUGUUUCUUGGACUGGAUAAUGCUGGAAAAACUACACUGCUGCACAUGCUCAAAGAUGACAGACUGGGACAGCACGUCCCCACAUUACACCCCACUUCUGAAGAGCUGACAAUUGCUGGCAUGACUUUCACUACCUUCGAUCUGGGUGGACAUGCUCAAGCCCGAAGAGUGUGGAAAAACUAUCUGCCUGCAAUUAAUGGCAUUGUGUUCUUGGUGGACUGUGCAGAUCAUGAAAGAUUGCUUGAAUCAAAACAAGAGCUUGAUUCACUAAUGACAGAUGAAACUAUUGCUAAUGUGCCUAUCCUAAUUCUUGGUAACAAGAUUGACAGACCUGAAGCCAUCAGUGAAGAGAGGUUACGAGAGACAUUUGGUCUGUAUGGCCAGACAACAGGAAAGGGCAAUGUAUCCCUGAAAGAACUGAACGCCAGACCGCUGGAAGUGUUCAUGUGCAGCGUGCUAAAGAGACAAGGCUAUGGAGAAGGCUUCCGUUGGAUGGCACAGUACAUUGAUUAAUGCCAAAAUUGCAUCAGCCCUUUCUGUCCCCUCUCUGAAUAUUAAGUCUGCUCCUUAUUUGAUCACUCAGUGUACGUCACUUGAAUUCAUUUGACUCUUCAGUUCUCCACCCCUACGUUUUUAGUGAAUUCUAUCACGUAUGCUAAAUUAUCAAUGUGAGGAUGGAAAAAUUCUUUCAAGCCAGUUUGUAAACUGAAGUUAUCCCAACCUGUGAGCUUUCUAAUCCUGUGCAACAUUCUUUUGCAGCUUUUAAUUUAACAAGUCUCAGGCCCCAUUUUUUGGUCAGAGCAACUUUCCAGUAUGUUUGAAUGCACUUUUUAACAGCUGAAAAACUAUGAACAUGUGAAAAAAUAUUUAAUGCUUAUGUUAAAUUUUUUUAUGUACUUUUUUGAAACUGGUUUUAUAACUUUAGAGUAUAUAACCAUCUUUCAAGGAAUAAUAAAUAAUUAGCUGAUGGAUAAUUGCAUGAUGCCUUACAGUUUUCAAUAAUAUACUUUCUUAUGCAACGUCAUGCAAUAAAUUUAAAUCCAAUUUUUGGCAACUUUAAUGGAAAAUGUUUCAUUUUAUGUGUCUUAACUAGUGAAGCUGCCUGGUGAUCUGAAUAUGUAGGAUAUUUUCCUGAAACACAGAAGGCCACAAAAUAGUUUCAUGUUAUGGUAGAGGAAGGUGUUUUUUUCAGACUACCAAAUUGGAUUUAUUUUAGGAUUUUGUGUUAGUAAAAGAAAAAUCUUGUCCAAAGCCCUUAUCACCACCAUUUUAAGAAAGUAUAAAUAAUGUCAAUCAGAUGUGCCAAUGUAAGUCUUGAACUAAUGUCAAAAGUGGUCUUACUCUACUGGUAUCUUGAAUUAAACCCCUGGAGUGACACAAGAAAUACAGAUUUUUUUUUCUGAAGAAAUUAAGAAUACCAUUGCACUAAAUAUUCUUUUCCUGAAUGAGAUUUGGGGUCUACCAGUGGCUUUGCUUGUGAAAUAUCCAGGGGAAAAAGAAAAUGUUGACAUUGCUGCUCAUGAAAGUGUAUGGGCCCCCCACCCCAUCAGCCACUUUUAUUUUUGGUGUUUUGAACUGGGACAAGAUGGAUUUUUUUUCCUGUGGUUUUGCCCUGAAAGCCAGGCACGUGGCUUAGUUCUGGGGUGAAGUUUGGUUAUGUGCAGUCCUUGUUUCCAGACUUCUGUUUUUCCUCAUCUUUGGGUGAAGCAGGUUCUUUCUGAAGAAGGGGUGUUGAAGCACACAUCUGGCAGUGCCUCGUUGGUGCUGGCUGGCACUGCCAUGGAGCUGUGGUUGGUGUUCCUGUGUGCUGGGAAUGCUUUACUCUCAUCUGUCAAACACAGGUAGGGUUUCAGCCCUGGAGACACCAUUUCACUAUCAUGGAGUUGAGUUUCUCUGUGCAGUAUUUUUUUUCCUCCUUUAAGACUACAAACUGCUGUGAGUGUUUUUAUUGAAUCCCUUUUACUCUCCAUUCUAGAUCUUCUCCAGAAUACUUCAGGCCUUCUGUUUCCAGUACCCAUGGCAGCAGGUGUAUUUCUGACUGGUUUGGUUUCAUAAAUAACUUUCUCUCUUGACCUGCUGGGCUUGAAUCUCAAAUUUAAAGCCUACAGGCUCCUAGCAAAUAAAGGAGACUUAUUCCUUUCCUAGCUCUGAACCUGAAUGAUUGAAUAUUGAUGAUCAAUUCCCCACAGUCCUAGAUUGUGCAUCUGAAUAAUUCAGAACCUAACUAGUGUAAAUUGUAACUGAAGUUUAUUACUGCACAAUCAUAUGCAGAGUGUUGAGCCUAGUUUGUGCAUGGUAAAGUUCAGAGUGUCAGUAUUGAACAGCUUUGCCAAAUGACCAACAUAAAAGAAAUCUGCAUUUAAACUUGUGCUCAGCUGUAGAGGAGUCUCUGCUGCAGAAAUCAAAACUGGAGGAAAGAAAUGGCCUCUCCCCAGCACAUGGACAAACUUGUGAGUCUUUACUACCUCCAGCUGUUAUGUAGGGGACAUGCCUCUUUUUUUCUUCUCUAGAUUUGUUUCUGGUGAUGGUGAUAAUGCAGAGAACAGCAGCUGAAUCAGUGGAUGGUGUCAAUAUCAAAAGCACUCCUUGAAGUCACACUGGGGUGUUGAUGUGGGAUACUUGGGACUGUGUUGCCCAUGCACAUGGAAAUGAAGCUGAAGGUGCAGACCACUUCCAGAGGCUGAGCCAUUCCAUGGGCACUGAGAGGUCCUCUUCACCUGCUCCUCCAACCUACUGUGAAAAACAUGAGCAGGAAGGAAAGGGAUGGUAUGAAGAAUUACACAGAAGGGAGGUGUUACUGAUUUAAAAGUGUGUUUUAAGAGUAAUUCUUAGUAUUAUGGAAAUAUUCAGGCUUCAUGUUCCCUACUGUGGGGUCUAGUUUAAAUGUGGUUGUGACAAGGGCAUGAAGAAACCUGGACCUUGUGUUUGUUUACCUGGGUAUUACAAUGGUUUCCCUUGUGGGAACAGCUGAUCAACACUCGGUUAAAUACACAAAUAAUCCUGCUCUGUUUCAUUUCCUUCACUUGGGGAAGUAUCUUUCUUCUGUAGUUUACACUCUGUUGUACACAUGAAUGUGAAUGAGUGUUGUGUGUCUUUGUGUGAGACUUCCUGAAUAGACAAAUAUACUGCUGAGAGUUUUUCUGGUGGUUUUCUUCCCCAGCCCCUCCACACCUCCCUGACCAUUUAGUUUGGGAGGUUGCUUAUUCCUAUGAUUGUGACCAGUCUUACUUAACUUAAAAAAAAAGCAACGUUCACAUUUGGGCCUGACUUCUAUUAAUUUAUUUAAUUUUUUUUCCACUCUGGACUAUGCAGAAUUCAAUUCAACACCACUUUAAAGAAUGUGAAAAAUAAAACUCAUUAAUAAAGAUGUUAUUUAUGAAAUGUC